GGCGGCUCGACCAAUCACAGUGCUCCCCGAACGGCACCCAUGGUGAACGUGAAGGGGGCGCGCGCCAGCCGAGUGCACGCAGAAAGCCGAGCGGGGCAGAAGGCGAAUGGUGGAGCUGAAGAUGGCGGAUGGCGACAGUGGGAGUGAGCGCGGAGGUAGCAGCGGGGGAGGCGGUGGAGGCGGCUUUCAGCACUACCAGAGGGACCAGGAGACCCAGGAGCUGGCGUCCAAGCGUCUCGACAUCCAAAAUAAGCGCUUCUACCUGGAUGUCAAGCAGAACAGCAAAGGCAGGUUCAUCAAAAUCGCCGAGGUAGGGGCCGGCGGCUCCAAAAGUCGCUUGACCCUCUCGCUGUCAGUGGCGGCGGAGUUCCGUGACUACCUCGGGGAUUUCAUCGAGCACUACGCCCAGCUGGGGCCUAGCAGCCCGGAGCAGAUAGCCCAGGCCAGCGUGGGUGAGGAUGGCGGGCCCAGGCGGGCUCUCAAAAGCGAGUUUCUCGUUCGGGAGAACCGUAAGUACUACCUGGACUUGAAGGAGAACCAGCGGGGGAGGUUCCUGCGGAUCCGGCAGACCGUGAACCGAGGACCUGGCUUCGGAGUCGGGGGCCCAGUGGGCGGCAUGCUGGCGGGCCAGACCAUAGCCCUCCCGGCACAGGGCUUAAUAGAGUUUAGAGACGCCCUUGCGAAGCUCAUAGAUGAUUACGGAGGAGACGACGACGACCUGACCGGGAACGCGGCGGCCGGGGGCUACGGCGAGCUCCCUGAGGGGACCUCCAUCAUGGUGGACUCCAAGCGGUUCUUUUUCGACGUCGGGUCCAACAAAUACGGAGUGUUCCUGCGUGUGAGCGAGGUGAAGCCCAGCUACAGGAACUCUAUCACUAUCCCCUUCAAAGCCUGGAGCAAAUUCGGAGGAGCUUUCUGCAGAUACGCCGAGGAGAUGAAGGAGAUCCAGGAGAGGCAGCGAGAUAAGAUGUACGAGAGGAGGGAUGAGUCCGAGGGCGACGACGUGGAUGACGACUGAGAGUGAAACGAACCAGGUGUUAGUCAGACAGAUCUGCAAUAUAGGGGUAUUUUGAAAAAUAAAACAAAAAAAGCAGAAAGUGCAUGACAUGACAAAUCGUGCUGUAAUAGCCUACUAAAGUAUCGUGGCGUUAAAAAGUACAUGUGCAGGGAUUUUUUGGUGUAUUAUCCUAAAGUUUGUAGGGUUGAGGGUUGGAGUGGUUGUGUGAAUCUCUGAAAGUGAAAAAAAAAAGUAUAAAUGAGAUGUCUCAUUGGCUGAAAAAAAGAGUGCUUUAGUGUUUAAAAAAGAGGAAAGAGAACCUACUAAAACCAGCAGAUUGGUUUUUAUAACUAGAAUGAAGCCAAUGAAUGCUUUUCUAUAGUUUCUAUUUAAAGAAUGAGGACCUGUUUAAGAUGUUUUCCUUGCUCAGUUUAAGGAGAGAGCUAGCAUCCAUCCUGUUCCAGUCCAGGUCUCUCCUCUGUGGGCAGUAUGUGGGAUUUCUUGUAAGUUAGUGAGGGGAAGCUGAGAGGAAUGUACAGAAAGCUGCUGUCACUUUGUGGAGGUUGUGCAUUAGAUAGAUCAGCAGAUGGAGAGCUGUGAAACAACAGCAGCUGCAGCAUCUGCAGGCCGAAAAGAUUACCCAAAAUGUCAGGGGGAAGUUACUGAGAGGAUUAUCCGUAAGCCCAAACAACAAGGGCCUCGUGGACAAAAUUAAAGCUUUGACUCCAGUAGUCAAUUAGAGCGCAGAUCAGCUGGGUUUUAUGUUAUACAUACAAUCUUAGCAAAGCAUCAUUCAUAUUGUUUCCAGUAAGAUUCACUCAGCGAGGAGGAGCAGUGUGUUUUCUCAAGCCAGAGCAUCCCUGGAGUUUGAGGACGGCUGCUUGGGAAGCCAACAAGUGGGAGCCCAGCAGGGACGGAACAGAUAUGUUAUUAUGGGACUUUUACGAUGCUCAUUUGCUCCCACAUGCCACUACAAGGGUCCAAAUAACUGGCAGUAGGACCGGGAGUUUUCCCAUCAGCCUCUCGGUGCUGGUCGGAGGCGUCCGGCCACAGACUACAUCUUCCAACACGUGAAGACCCUGGACAGAAACGCAUUGAUGGAUGUUUUCUUUUGUGUUUCUUUUGUUGUUUUGUUUUCAAAAGAGAACUAUAUUGAAAUGAGAUUCUACUUAUAGGAAAGAUAUUACCAAACAAACCAGCAAAAGAUAUUUUCAAAUACUUAUAAAAGAAAAUGUAUUGUCUAAAGCAAUUUCAAGACUAAAAAUAAAAAAGAGGUUAAUUUCUUAAAACAAAGUUCAAAUCUCCAGAUUAUUUUUCACUUUGUUCUUCCUACAGUGACAGUAUAACACUUCAUUAAUUAAAACAGCUUUAAAUGUACUAACCAAUGUUGUGACUGUAUAUUUUUAAACCCCUGUAUUUGCACUUAAAGCCACUUUAUUCAUUCUGCAGUAGACCUGCAACGAUUAAUCCAUUAGUUGUCAACUAUUAAAUUAAUCGCCAACUAUUUUCAUUAUCAAUUUACUGGCUUGAGUCAUUUUUUGAAGAAAAAAUUCUCUGAUUCCAGCUCCUUAAAUGUGCAUAGUUUUCCUUCUUAAUGACAGUGAACUAAAUAUCUUUGAGUUAUGGACAAAACAAGACAAACUUCAAGUUGGAUUUUGGGCAAACUGAUGAACAUUAUUAUUAUUUUCUGACAUUUUAUGGAGAAUGAAAGCAAUCCUUAGUUUUAGCCCUGUCCCUGACUAAAUGUGGACCUCGUUAUCAAUCAUUUUUCACAUGAAUUGGAUAUAUGCGCUAGAAUGUUCAAGAAUGGAAAUGGUUUUUGUCCAACUAAAACAAAAAUAUUCAAAUUAAAAUUAUAUAAAGAACAAAGAAAAGCAGCAAAAUCAGCUGUUCUUAUUUGAUAAAUUACCGUAACAGUUUACAGAUUGCUCCUUACGUGUUUUUUCAUUUGUUUUAUAUUUCGUUUUGUCAUCUUGUGUGUUUUUGGCUAAUAUCUUCCCUAAAGUUGCGUGACACGCUGAGAAAUCCCUCCAGGGAAAUCCAGAAACGUCAAAUCCACACCAGGAUUAUGGGUGCUUUCACUUCAGAGGUCAGCAUGAGGAUUUAAAGAGAUGCCACACAGUUUUAUAAGGCUCCAGCUACAUUGAAUUGGUCCGUUGCUGCAGCUCACGAUUAUUUAUAUUGCUGAUUAAAUUUGUUAGAUAUCAGAGUUUUCGAUCAUAAGACAAAGAAAACAAGACAAUCCUCUUGUUUUUGCGUUGAAGAGACCUAUUUGGUGAACUGAUUAUCGAAGCAUUUCAGCUUUAAGUUGACCGGUUUAUGUUACUUUGCGGUCAGAUCAGGCUACAUUUCACACAUUCACUCAGCUCAGUUAAAACCACGUGAGACUAAGCUUUCUGAUGUGUUUACCCUCAAACAACUCAGACAUUUACUUCUGUAGCAGUGAGAGCUGGAAAUGAUACAAAAGGAUCUAAAGCACAACAUCAUCCUCAGUGCCCUCUGACUGUUACAACAGUAUUCUUGUUACAUAAUUUUAUUAUAUUGGUUUGGUUCAUUUUUAUUGACAAAUUAUCUGUAUUUUAAUGUUGUAACUGUCUCACAUGGAUCUAGUUUAAACUUCUUUAGGCCUUUAUAUGUUUGCAUGUGUCAUCGUUGUAAGAAAUUAUCAUUAAUUAGGGUUGAAACAAUUCUAACAUUUUUUGUAAUUGGUGAAUAGUUUAAGCAAAAAAUCAAAAAUAUUUUCUGGUUCCAUCUUUUAAAAUGAAGAAUCGCUACUUUCCGUAAAUAUCUUCAGGUUUUGGAUUAAAAAUAUUAAAAUCUCCAGACAUUUCCUGAUGUGGAUUUGUCGCCUUUCUUCAUCAUAUAUGACACUAAAUUGAAUAUCUGUUUAAAAAAAAACUGUUCAAGAUUUGAACUUGUAUUUGGAUAAAGCAAGUAUUGAUUAUUA
Messenger RNA from Acanthochromis polyacanthus (spiny chromis), 3944 nucleotides. RefSeq names its product purine-rich element binding protein Bb (gene purbb). The record is from RefSeq and is a predicted model, not a curated record. Gene Ontology annotation, biological process: regulation of transcription by RNA polymerase II. Gene Ontology annotation, cellular component: nucleus. NCBI's taxonomy places the organism in Eukaryota, Metazoa, Chordata, Actinopteri, Pomacentridae. The transcript has a single exon. Gene Ontology annotation, molecular function: purine-rich negative regulatory element binding; RNA polymerase II transcription regulatory region sequence-specific DNA binding; DNA-binding transcription factor activity, RNA polymerase II-specific. Bases 107 to 1018 code for a protein of 303 amino acids.